Scheffersomyces amazonensis is the source of this 2854-nucleotide messenger RNA. RefSeq lists its product as uncharacterized. Gene Ontology annotation, molecular function: ATP binding; protein kinase activity. The record is from RefSeq and is a predicted model, not a curated record. Bases 361 to 2559 code for a protein of 732 amino acids. NCBI's taxonomy places the organism in Eukaryota, Fungi, Ascomycota, Pichiomycetes, Serinales, Debaryomycetaceae. The transcript has a single exon. Gene Ontology annotation, biological process: protein phosphorylation.
AAGCUCCACAAAAAAAACAGUCACGUGAAAAACUCAAUUCAAUUCAAUUCCUCUCAUACAAAACAUCCAUACAUAACAGUUAUUCCAUUACAUUACAAUUAUACAUUACAAAUACAACUAUUUACUUAAUAUAUUUUGAUUUAAAAACCAUUAAUUUAUUAGUCAGUAAUAUCAAUUAAGUAGUAAUCAUUGACUACUCAAAUCUUGAGUUGAAUAUUUGGUGUAUAUUUAUGUGUGGAUACACACCUGUAUAUAAGAGUGGUAAUUGGUAGCGUCCCACUUUCUACUUUCAUGUUGACAUAAUUUUGCAGUCUCUUAUAGCAUCCAAAUUUCUAAUCUAACCAAUUAAUCAUUACAAAUAUGACCAAUACAUUAAAGUCUAUUAUUAAUUUUGAUGCGGUCAAUCGUAGUUUGUUCCCCAAACUACAACAACCACAAAUAGAUAUAUUUAUGGUACAUAGACAGGGUGUGGAUGACUAUCGUAAAGCUCAGCGUGAAUUAGAAAGAUAUACUUUAAAUCCUGAUGAAAUAAAACAAUUAUUGGGGGAAAUGGGUUUAUCCAAAAAAGUUGAUUAUAAAGAUAAAGAGGCAUUAGCUUUGUUGUUAAGAUUACAUAAUUUUCAUUUAUUAGAUCCUAUUAAUGUUAAUCCAAAAGUAUCAGAAAUAAUUGAAGCAUUCAAAGAUUAUAUUGGUUUCAAAUUUCAGGAUAGAAAAGUAAUUCGUUAUUGUCACUUAACAACUGCAAUCAGCAUUAAUGCCCCUCCUGUGCAAUUUGGAUCUUAUGUUGUUGGCCAGACUAUUUCUGAAUCAGUGAAUAGUCUUGCAUCAAAUCCAACUCAAGCCUCAAGCAAGUCUUUCAAACCUUCUACUUCUAUAAGAAAUCAUCGUUUAAAUCCCGUAAUUGGCUUAUUUCGUCCAAAACCAGAAUCUUCAUCAAGAGUUAACUGCGAAUUAUUAACUUCAAAAAUAAAUUCAAACCAAAUCUCACGAUUUGUUGCCGCAGUAGGUGUUAUUAAGUUUGAGACAGAAACACAUUUAGAGUCUGCCGUUCAACAGUCCUUUCAUAACAACAUUCUUGCUAAUUGUAUUAAUGCAUUGAAACUUAACUUUGAAAAAGUCAAUGACGAGAGUCAAGUUGCUAAUGAUACUAUUAGGGAAGAUAAACCUAUCAGAAUUACCCCAGACAUAAUGGUUAAGUUAAAUAAUAUCAAAAUACCAAUUGAAAUCAAAAGAGAUUUAUCACCUUUUAAAUACUUAAUUAACAAUCCAAAUGUUUCCCAUGAUACGAAUGUAGUAAAUAUUUUUUCACAGUGUUUACGUGAAUCAAUUGCAGUAGAUUCAAAUUUAGUAGUCCUAUCCGAUUACUUCAACACCUACUUAAUUGAUCUUAAGAAUGCAAAACUCUUUGGAGAUAUAACUACCGACAACAGUGAUCUAAUUAGAAAUAUGACAUGUCAGAUAAUUGACUUAUCUGAUACAUCGGAAUUUUCAACUACAACUCAAUUAUAUGGUUGCCUUAUACAUUAUUAUAACCAACAAGUUAACGAUUCUAAUAAUUUAAAGCAACAUAUCGAGGAUCAAAAUCUUAAAGUAUUAUUUCCUCUAAUUAAUAAAGAAGUUAUUAAUUAUAAUAUCUCUGUUGCUAAAUAUUGUUCAGAUAAUCAUAUUACAUCAAAGAUCACAUACGAAGAUACUCCAACUGCUCCAAAUAGCAGUGAAGGGAUAAUUACCGAAAUAGCCGAUACUACCCAACUAGAAAUUACUCAUUCAAGAACCAGUAUUCUUCAGAAAUCAGAAUUGAAAUCUACUUCCUUAGAAGAUUUAAGAGCAGAAUAUGAAUUUCUAGAGGUGAUAUCAGGAAAGGCCCUUCAACGUAAUUAUUCAGUUGUUAUUCGUGUAUAUGAUCCUGAAGCAAAGACCGAAAAGAUAAUCAAGAUUUAUGACUGUUUUUGGAAUUGCAAAUACCAACAGAAGCAAGACAUUAAAUAUUGCUAUCUAGAGGCCCUCAAAAGCUUCAGUAAGGAGUUGUCUAGCUAUAGACUGUUGAAGGGUAUUCCUGGCAUACCAACAUUACAUGAAGCUGGAUUUUUAAAUACCUGUGGUCAAAACCAAGAUACUGAAUUUGAUAUUGAUAAAGGAGUGUUGUCAGGGUUUUACUUAAUUAUAGAUUUAAUACCUGGAAAGCCAUUAAGAUCAUAUCCUAAAGCUGAAAGAAAAAAAUUUAAAGAAUGCUGCCAGGCUACAAUUGAUGCUGUCCAUGCUCAAGGUAUUGUCCAUAACGAUAUACACCUGGGCAACAUAAUAAUUUGUGAAAAUGAAGAUGGAUCUUUCUCUGCUUUUUUAAUUGAUUUUGGUUAUAGUGAACAAGCUAAUGAAAGAAAACGUUGGAAUGGUGAACCAAAUGGUUUCUCUAAUAUGCCUAAGAGAGAUGAAAAUCUUGACUCAAGAAUUCAAUAUGAUAAUGAAGACUUAAAUGCAAGUCUCCAAGAAGACCAAAUUGCUGAAAGUAAUAAGAUGAUAACAUUUCAUAGUUUGGAUGCUCUUCCAAGAAAUAAUUGAUAAAGCAUGAAUAUGUAUAUUUGAGCCUAGAUACCUAUAACAAAACUAUAAUCUGAUUCUGAUUCCUCACGGCUAUGAUUAAUUAUUGCUAUGAUUAUUACCUCCUUCUAAUUGAAAAUUGCUGGAUAACAUUAUGUCGCUAUGGUUAUAUAAUUAUUUUAGAAAAUAUAGUAUGUAUAUGAUUCGAGCUAUGCUUUACAUAAUAAAUAAUUCGUAUUCGAUGACACCCCAGACUUUAUUCAAAUCAAAUAUAGAUAAGUUGGACUCCCAUGACUUGGCCGACUUGCUCUGUACA